Messenger RNA from Ceratitis capitata (Mediterranean fruit fly), 5823 nucleotides. RefSeq names its product protein Smaug (gene smg). Gene Ontology annotation, biological process: regulation of DNA-templated transcription; nuclear-transcribed mRNA poly(A) tail shortening; negative regulation of translation. NCBI's taxonomy places the organism in Eukaryota, Metazoa, Arthropoda, Insecta, Diptera, Tephritidae. Bases 548 to 3814 code for a protein of 1088 amino acids. Gene Ontology annotation, molecular function: mRNA binding; translation repressor activity; protein binding. The transcript has 7 exons. Gene Ontology annotation, cellular component: P-body. The record is from RefSeq and is a predicted model, not a curated record.
AUUGAUAGAUGUCGCUGGGAUUAACUUUCUACGAGUGGAAAUGAAAAAAUUCUUCAAGUUACCUGCAAAAGGAAAUUGUUGUAGAUUUUAAGACAACAAACGAAUUAUUGGAAAAAGUGAAGUGUAAAACUCAUCACCUAGAAUUUCUUUGAAAUUGAAAUGUUUCGUAAACGUUUAGUUUUAUAAAGCGAGCGACAUGCUGUCUAUAUGACCACAGGGCGGAUUAAUCGGAAUGCAUUACAAAGAAAACACGAUGAGAUUCAAGGUUUUUACCGAGUUCUUUUUGUGCUGAAAUUUUUUGUUAACAAAGAAGUACUAAAAAAGAAAAAGUAUAAAGGAAAAUAAUUUUGUUGAUUAAACACCAAAUAAAUAAUCUCCAAAUCUUUGAGAUGCGAAUACCAAUAGCAAAUAUAUAAAGCUAACAACAAAAACAACAACAACGAAACUGAAUUUUGCAGCACAGCUUAAAAAAUAUAGAAACAUAAACAAACGGAUAUAUUCAAUAAAUAAACUAAGGAGGUUUGAAGGAAUUCUCACAAACGCCAACAUGAAGUACUUUUCUGCAGAAAGUAGUGGUAUUAGCAUCAACCCAAAGGUAGAUGACUAUUCUAGAAAUAGCCCCGUAGCCUUUAGCGAGCAAGUGACUACUGUAAUAAACUUCUUCGAAGGCUGGAAUCAUUGUGAACGAACUGUUGUUUUAUAUGCUCUACUGAAACGCCUAAGAUAUCAUAAUAUGAAGUUCUUGCAACAUGCUAUUGAUCACGUUCUGACACAACGCUUAAACUCAGAAAAUAAUCUUAGUAGCGUACUCAUUGACUUGAAUGCGAAUAAUCCUUCGUAUUUGAAAAAACUUUUAAACGCCUAUAAGACGUUGCACAUGAAUGACGCCGCUGAUGCUCUGAGUUCGGUAUCAUCAGACAAGGAAUCCAUGCAAAGUUUUGGAUCUGAUUUUCAAAUCACCAACUGCGAUGAACAAAAAUUAUAUGACAAAAAGAAAGAACUAUUGAUUGAGGUACUAAACAUGUUGCCGCUUUUAAAACCAGGAAAUGACGAAGCUAAACUAGUAUAUUUAGCAUUAAUUCCCGCAACAGUUAGAGACACUAUGCAGAAUCGUGUACCUACCGAAUUGGUCCAGCAAAUUUUCUCCUAUUUACUUAUUCAUCCAGCUAUAAGCAGUGAAGAUCGAAGAUCACUAAAUGUUUGGUUACGACAUCUGGAGGAUUAUAUGCAUGCGAAUGAGAAAUUGUCGGAUCCCAAACUGGCCAAUAACAGCAGCAACUUAAGUCAAAGUAUAGGUGUAGGCUCUGAUGCGUCUGUUUCGUCAGUAUCGUCACUUACAUCGACUUCAUCCAUGUCAAACAACUCCAUGUCAUCGGGCAGCUCAGCACCCGGGGUGGGAACAAAACCUCAACAAAAGCAACGAAAUGUUGAUUGGCAAACCAUUGCUCCACCAAGCAAACAAUAUAAUCCACCACCGCCAAAUGCUCUUCCAAAACUAAACCCACUGCCCGACUGGACCAACUUCAUACCGAAGGAUACCACAUUUUCUAACAGUGGCAUAAAAAAUAUAACAGAAGUAAGCCUCAACAGUAGUGGCAGCAGUUGUAAUCGACGAAACAGUAGCAUUACUGACCAACACUGUGAUAAUUUCAAUGGUAUUAAUCUAAACGAAUUAGGAUCUAGUCAAAAUAAAUUGGGCUUGUCUCUGGGUAUUGCUAAAAUCGGUGAUGCGACUACAGAAGAAUCGUCUUUGGUUAAUGGUGUAGCUGCAGUAGCUGGCACGAGUAGUGGUACUAGUUUGGAAAUUUUCUUUAAUAAACAAAAUAAACCAAAUGUAAAUAUUAUAGGAAGUAAGAGUCAGAUUGAUGCCAAUACAUACAACAGCAAUAGUAAUAAUAGUAGCUCCAGUAAUGACGAACAUGAUACAUCAUUUUCAAAGAACGGCACAGAAAUUAUUGAUUUUGAGCCACAAAUAAGAAUCAGCGUCGACGCAGGUUGUACAAAUGAGUCUUCUGCAACUUCUGUUAAUAACGAACAGAAUGAGAAGCCGACUUACCCAACAAUGCUGAUGAGCAAUUACGAGCAAACAGAUAUGGCGCGUUGGAGUUUAGAUGGUAAAUUUGCUUCAUUGAAAACUCGACGAUCAAACAGUCUUACAACACAAGCUAUAUCCACACCGUCUACGUCCUCGAAUUCGUCGGUGAUAACGGUCAAUGACAAUUGUUCAAAUUCAAAUGAAAAUCUAUCCCAAUUCGCAAAUAAACCGCGUAGCUUUUCGUUUUCCAUCGAACACCAACGUGGGGUUCUAGCCAAUAGCGGUUCGGAUACACGUCUAGAUGAGUUGAAGCCCAAUUACAUAAAAUUCCAAACACGAAAUGUGGGCAUGUCAAAUAUUGGAUUGUGGCUGAAAUCCUUGCGCUUGCAUAAGUACAUUGAUCUUUUUAAGGAUAUGACAUAUGAAGAUAUGCUUUGCAUCACAGAGGAAUACUUGCAAGGCUUGGGUGUGACCAAAGGAGCCUCGCAUAAGUUGGCUUUGUGUAUAGAGAAGCUAAAAGAUCGUUCGAAUCAGCUAAGUAAGCUAGAAGAAGAUUUGCUGAAUGGGCACACACAAAUUCAAAGUGUUGUGGAAAUUUUAACCAACAUGGUACUAACACCAAUGAAGCCUGUAGAUGCAGUUGGUAGCGAUGCCAAUGAAAAUAAUGUAGCGCUUAAGUUUUUGAAAGUUGUGGAUCUAGUGGGUUCGGCAGUUCAACGUGACAGCUGCAUGCCGCAAGAUGAGGAAAAUAUUGGUAUGCUUAUGUGGGUUCUUGACCGCUCAAUACACAACGAGGCUUUUGUCAACCAUUCAAGUCAACUGAAGGAAUUGAAAUUUAAAUUGUCGAAGCUUAAAAUAUCUAUUGGGCACAAAGCGCACCAUGUCAAAAAUGGCAGCGCAGGAAAUUUAAACAAAUCCAGAUGGGCUGGUAAAAACCGUAAAUGUGAUAUGAAGAAUGGCAGCAAUGAUCGUAUUAAUCAUAGAAAAAAUUCAAAUGACACGCUUAGUUUUCCUACCGGUGGCGUUUCACAAAAUCAACAACAACAUCAUCACAGUAAUCAUACACAUGCUGGUGAUUAUGAUAAAUUUUCUCAUAUGAUGAACAACAAUGGUAGCAAUAGCGGAGGCUCACAACAGUAUAAGAGUUCAUCUUAUCCCAACUUUAUUAACAAUCAGCAACAACAAGGAAAGCAUCAACAUCAUAACAUUAUACAAUUACCGCAGCAACAACAGCAGCAACAACAACAACAGCAGCAGCAGCAGCAACUGCAACCUAAUAUUAUAACACAACAUUUACCAUUUGCGCCAUUGCCCAUACAUCAACAUCAACAACAACAGCAACAGCAACACCCACAACACCAGCAGCAUCAUCGUAGAUCGCUGAAUAACUUAAUAAUGGUAUCUGGCGGUCCUCAACAACCGCAAAAGAUGAUUUUUAAACCAGGUCAAGGCAUUGUGCCCGCCGGUCCAUCAUCCUUGGAAAAUCAAAUGCGUCGAACUAGUCUCACAACAACAACAACAACCAUCAAUAAUCAAUGCAACAGCAGUAAUGCCAAUUUAAUUCCAACAUUUGCAACUAAUAUCGGCAAUUUAGGCGGAAAGCCCGAAACAACACAGCAAACAACACAGCAAAGUGUGGCUGCUCAAUCACCACAUCAACAGCAGCAGCAGUCGCAGCAACAACAACAGCUGCAACAACAGCAAACAAAUAAUCCAAUGUCUGGCGUUGUAAUGAAUAAUAAUUAUUCGAAGUAUGACGAACAUUUCACACUAUUCUAAAAAAUACAUACAUUGAGAUCUUUUGCAAGCAAACAGCAGACACAUGGAACAACUCCCUCUCUCUCUCGCUACACAGUAACUUUGCACUUAUGUGAUUACAUGGGUCGAUCACAUACAAAUUUGAAAUCUUGAACGUGUAUAAAUAUGAUUUGUGUGAUACUUAGUUUUCAAUGUAAUUGUGGGAACACUGCUACUGGAUAAGGAAAGCGAAGAGAGCGAAAGAAAAAUAUCUGCUAAAAAUGUUAAAAAGUAAUUAGGAAAAAAUGCAUCGCGACAAUGAGACUGACUAAAAUUACUUUCUGGUACUAAGAAUUAAAUGAUUAAAAUGCCUAUGAAAAUGCUGACGCUCAAUUGUUGACGCCUAUAUUCAAAUAAAUGAAUUAAGCAGAGUGAAUGCUGCCUGAACAGACAGUAUGCCAUCAAAACAUUCAGGCCAGCAUAUCUCUCUGGUACGGAACGUAAUUGCUGAAUUUAAUUUUAACUUAUAAUAAUAUAAAAUGUGAAAUAUUCAAAAAUAUUUUACAAAAAAAAAAAAAAAAAAAAAAACAAAGAAAAGGAAAAUGUUUAAUGGAAUGAGACUCUUUAAAAAAUAUUUUGACUAAGCAAGAAACACUGUGCAAAAGCUGAACUUUCAUUCAAAAUUCAAUGCGUAUGCGCGCAUAUAUGUAAGCGCGUUACGUAUGUAAUUCGUAUCGUAACGUAUCGUAUAUUGUAUAUAAGAUAUAUAGAAUAGUUUUAAAACCAAAAUAUAUAUAGUCAGAAGAGUUUUUUUUUGUGGCCAACUUGCGCGCAGCAAUCGACAUACGAGUAUGUAAAACGUAUGUAUGUAUGCAUGUAUAUUGUAUCUACCGAGUUUGUCGUUAUAAUGUGUGUAAUGUUAAAUGUGUUAUGCUGGAGCCGAUAGCGAGUUGAUGCUCAAGCAAUUAAUAUAAAUGCUGCUGCAAGUUGGGUCACAUAUAAAUACACAUACAUACAUGCUUACAUACAUACAUACUUGUACUUUAUAUAAUAGAUAUGUUGUUGUUUUAUUUUAUUCUUUUAAUUUACUUUUAUUUGUAAUAUCAAACUAUUUAAUAUUAUGCUCACAUACAUAUUUUAUUUUCAUUUUCUCUCUGCAUAUAUUUGUAGUUUUAAAAAUCCACAUACAUAGUAAACUAUGUACAUAUAAGCGCAUGUGUUGUACGAAAAAAAAAUGUGAACAAUUAUGCCCAAUUAAUUAACAGCACACACAACGAGUGCACUUUUAUUUAAGCCAAUUGCGCCAUGCACAUCCAUAGAUAUGUAUGUAUGUGCGAGCGAAUUUGUAGGGUUGUCUGUAGGUUUCUGUAAAUAGAAUUGAGAAAGUUUUACUGCUUAUUUUAAAUACAAUUGCAUCAUACAUACGUACAUACAUAUUUAAUAAAUAAGUAAAUUAGCACUAUGUAGAAGUCAAUUGAUUUGAGUUCGCUAAAUAUACAAACAAACAUGCAUAUAAAUUAUACAGAAGCAGAAUUGAACAGAAGUUGUGGUCGGCAUCUUCACAUUAUAGCAAAUUUUUAUUAUUAUUAUUAUUAUUAUUAUUUGUAAAUGUAUGUUAGACAAAUUUUACUAUAUUUUAUCAUACGCAUUCGGUCAGUUUCAAAUUAUGUAAGGCAAGAAAAAACAGAUAUUUUGUGUUAGCGGUAUUUAACUAUAUUUAUUUACAAACAAACAUACAUAUGUUGUUGGUAUAAAGCCCAUUAAGCGCAAAGCAGGACGACGAUUGCACAGGUGCUGAGGCUUCUAUGUAAUUACGAGCAAUUGGCAUGUGUGUUGAUAAAGAAAACAAAAAAAAAAAAAUCAAUCAUUCAGGUAUUUAUUGUUAGUUAAUUUGCUGGUUUAUUUAUUUGUGAAACUGUAUUUUAUAUAUACUAAAUAAGAAAAGAUUUAAAAGUAACUAACGAAAAACGAAUCUUAUAUCUUUGUGUAGUACAAUAACAAAAUUAAAAAGGUAUAUCUAAUGUCUACAUAAAUAAAAUCUGUUUGGAUAA